Messenger RNA from Scylla paramamosain (green mud crab), 765 nucleotides. RefSeq names its product ribosomal protein S6 kinase alpha-5-like. The record is from RefSeq and is a predicted model, not a curated record. Lineage: Eukaryota; Metazoa; Arthropoda; Malacostraca; Decapoda; Portunidae. Gene Ontology annotation, molecular function: ATP binding; calcium-dependent protein serine/threonine kinase activity; calmodulin binding. The transcript has 4 exons. The coding region runs from base 1 to 615 and encodes 204 amino acids. Gene Ontology annotation, cellular component: nucleus; cytoplasm. Gene Ontology annotation, biological process: protein autophosphorylation; intracellular signal transduction; peptidyl-serine phosphorylation.
AUGGGAUGUGGUAGUUCAUUAAAUAUCAGACGAAUCCUGAAAACACGGCCACCGUUGCCCAGUGAUCUAUCGCCAGAGGUCAGAGACUUAAUUUCAAGACUCCUCGUGAAAGACCCUCGCCAGUGGUUAGGGAGAGGGCCACGGGAUGCGCUAGAGAUUAAGGACCAUGUAUUUUUUAAGGACUCACCAUUUUUCCAAAAAUACGAACUGAAUCUCCGAGAUAAUAUACUCGGAGACGGCAGCUUCAGUGUCUGUCGGGAAUGUGUACAAAAGUCCAGCGGGCAACAACACUUUCCUGUGGAGAUAGUGUCAAGAAGACUAGACUGCCAACAAGAAAUCAAUUUACUCUGGGCUUGCCAAGGACAUUCCAACAUUGUCAACAACCUCCAUGAAGUUUUCCAUGAUGAGGCACACACCUACAUUGUGAUGCAGCUCCUUGGAGGUGGAGAGCUGGCUGCCUCAGAGGAUCAGGAAACACGAGAGGUUCACAGAGGCUCGCCUCGGGCUUCGGUCGUCGUGAGGAACCUGGUGUCAGCAGUUCACUACGUGCACAGGAAAAGCAUCAGUGUUCACGGAGACCUAAAGCCAGACAGGGGUGAAAAGGGUUGGUGUUGAGGAUAGACAGAAAAGAAAAGAAAGGAAAGGUAAAAAAAGGAAGUUUUUUUGCAUUGAUUUUCCAUCUGCUUAUUUUAAAGAAUUUAUUGCAUGGAAUAUUAUUGAUCUCCAUCAUUUGUAUGGCCUUUAUAAUAAAAAGUAUGAAUUUAU